AUGAUAAUGAAAAAAUUUUUACCAUUAUAUUCCAAUUGUAUUUGUGAACAUAUUAAUUGUUUAAAUGAAUGGCCUGAUCCAGUGUGUGCAGAUGAUGGUGAAACUUAUACAAAUCAAUGUUUUUUAAAACGUGCAAUUUGUGAAACUCAAUCAUUAAAACGUAUAAUUUAUCGAGGCAAUUGUGCAUCUAAUCCAUGCUUACAUCAUAAAUGUCGAUGGCAAGGUGAAAAAUGUCAAGUUGAUAUAAAUGGUCAAGCUAAAUGUACAUGUCCAGAACCUUGUCCAUCGGUUGUAUCUCCAGUCUGUGGUAGUGAUGGAGUAACUUAUGAUAGUACAUGUCAUUUAGAAAGAACAGCAUGUCAAAAAAUGAGAGAAAUUCGUGUAAUUUAUUCAGGAGAAUGCAGUAAGCCAAAUGACUGUAAACUGCUUAGUCAACCAUGCCAAGGAUAUGAAAUAUGUUCUCGCAUUAAAAAUCCAAUGGUUUACGCUUCAAUCAACGGUAAAGUGGAUGCAUCCGUUUAUGACCUUUCAAAUUCUUUUGACGAUACAAUUCCACAGUGUAUAUGCCCUACAUGCCCAGAAUAUGGUCUAGGUGGGCAUGUAUGUGGAUCAGAUGGGCAAACAUAUCGUAGUGAAUGUCAUUUACGAUCGAGCGCUUGUCAACGACAUUCCACAGAUCUAACUGUUAAAUCAAGAGGGAAAUGUGAUGCAUGUCAAACCAAACAAUGUAAAUAUUAUGCAAUAUGUCGAUUAAGUGCAUUCGGUGAACCACAAUGUAUAUGUCCAACAGAUUGUCUUUAUGUCAGAAAGCCAGUGUGUGGAACCGAUGGUGAAAAUUAUGAAAAUGAAUGUUUGCUAAAGGUGAAAUCAUGCGCUGACCAACGUGAAGUUCAUGUUGCUCAAGAAGGAUACUGUCGUCCAUGUACAGCUGGUUGUCCACUAGGUUUUCAGUGUCGUAAUGGUCAAUGUGUAUGUCGAGAUACAUGUCCACCAAAGCAUCCAACUGAACUUGAUGUAUGCGGUACAGAUGGAAAAUUAUAUUCAAGUGAAUGUGAACUUAAACGUCAAGCUUGUAUUCAACAAACUAAUAUAGAUGUAGAUCUAGCUGGUGUCAGAUGUCGAAGUAAAAAUCCAACUGCUCUACAAGAUACAAAUAUGAAAACGUCAGGUAACGUACAAGCAGAUGGUGUAAGAUUAUCCAGCUGUACUUGUAAUAAACUUGGUGCACUUUCUGAAGAAUGUGAUUAUUUAGGUAAUUGUAGAUGUAAAUGGGGUGUUGGCGGUUUAAAGUGUGAUCAAUGCCUUGCAAAUUAUUGGGGUAUACAAAAUAAUCAUGAAUGUAUUCCAUGUUCAUGUCAUCCACUUGGUUCAACUGAGACAACAUGUAAUCAAGCAACUGGUCAAUGUAACUGUCGUACUGGUGUUGUUGGACGACAAUGUUCAAUGUGUCCAGAUGGUAGUCAAGUGACAGAAAAUGGUUGUAGCGUUAAAGGACAAAGUGAAGAUAUCAAGUUUGAAAAUGAUAAAGAGCAACAUUUACUAAAGACAACUGAAUUAAAUCAGACUAACACAUUGAUUUCCCAAUUACCCGACAAACUAACCGCAGAAAAUAACGAGGAUGGACGAUUAUUUACCGAAACAACUACACUUCUUGCUCGCAUACCAUUUCAUAUCGAUCAACCAACUGAAAUACAAAUGAUUUUAAGUUUAGAUAAAGGUAAUGGAAUGCUUUUACAUUAUCGUGCACCUCCAAGUGAACAGGAACAAAUGAUUUUACGUGAUACACAAGAUCAUCAAUUCAGUAUGGCUAUUUCUAACUGGAGAGUUGUGUUAAAAUAUAUUGAUGGUGGUAUUCCAAAUCGUAUCCUACUUGUUUAUAGUAAACACAAUCUUACACGAAAUACCAAGCAUAACAUUCAAGCAGGUAUUGUAUCAGGUAGACCAUGGAUAAAGAUUGAUAAGUUCAGUAGAACAACUAAUCAAGAUGUAAUUGAGAAAUGGGCUGAUACUCAUCAAUCAGAUAAUCAACCUACAGUUGGUAGUCUUGAGACUAUAGUAAUUGGACGACAAAUCAAAAUAGGCAGUCGAAGUAUUUCAGAUGUGAAAGAACCUUGGUUAGGAAUUGAACCUAACCCAUCAACAGGUCACAGUGAAGCACCAUUAUGUUCAUCAUCAAUUAAAGCAUUAUCAUCACUUACAAAUGAUAUAUCUAAUAGUGAUACCAUUGAAAAUAUUCCACCUUUACUACAAUCAGAUCAAGUUCAAAGACAUGAUAAUGUAAUUAAUCAAAACGUUCAAACAUUAUCUAGUCACAUUCAAACUAAAAAAUGUGAAAAUUAUGGAAUUGGAUCAAUUGGAUCAGAUGGAAAAUACACGUGUAUCUGUCAGCCUGGAUGGCAAGGUGAUGUAUGUGAACAAGCGGUAACUAUUAUACCACAGUUUUCUGGAAAUGGAUUUAUUCGUUUAGCUGGUCCAACUGGAAAACAUGCAAUAAAACGCAAAAAGUUACAUAUUGAAUUAAUUUUCUUAGUAACACAACCAUCAGGUUUACUACUUUUAAUUCCACCUAAAUCUCCUCAACAUGGUCCAUUUAUAGCAGUUUAUUUAGAUGAACAGAAUUAUUUAAAUGUUGUCUGUCGAACUGGUACUGGUAAAGGAAAAUUAGUCAAUGAAAAUAUUAUCCAAUUAAGAUAUAAUAAACCAGUAUCAUUAAAUCAAUGGAAUACUUUAAUUAUUGAUAAACUGCAAAAAGUGCUACGUGUUAAAAUGAAUAGGAAUAAAAAACAACGUGUAUCACUUAUCCCAUCACAAUUUAUUCACCUACAAAAUCAGCUUCUAAAAGAGUUAACUAAUUUCGAUUUAUCUUCAAGUCCAAUCUAUCUUGGUGGAUAUAAUUUUUAUGAUCAAACAACUUUAAAUUAUAUACCGAUUAGAAAUGGUUUACAUGGAACAAUUCAAAGAAUUAACAUAAAUGAAGCAGAAGUUGUACUAGCAGGUCCAUCUCCUGCAGAUAUGAUGAAUAUACCAGAGGAACAAGGUAAAUUACCACAUUUAUUCGAAAAAUGGGCAAAUGUAUCCCAAUGGCAAGGUUUACCAUGUGGUCCACAAUAUUCACCAUGCCAAUUGGAUCGACCAGAUAGUGUAUGUCGUCCAAAUAUUGAGCAUGCUACAUGUGCUUGUACAACACCAUUGCAAUUGAUGCAUCUUAUGAAAGGACGAUUAGAUGAAGAAACUAAUGAAGUUGAACAACAAGCUUGUUUGCAACGAAAAAUGGAACUAUCUAGGUUAAAUUCGGCAUUAUCGUCCAGAAAUGACGGUCAGUUACAAUACGAUGGUCCAAAUCGUUCACCUUCAAGAGAAACAUACAAUGAACCAGAUGAAGAACUGCCACCAGUUGAUCCAGCAAGAGAGAUUUUAAUCAACUUCGGUGGUUUAACAGUUUAUAAAUAUCGUGGACUUAUAAGAUUCACGUCAGAUUUUAAUAUUCGUCUCCGUCUACGGACAAAUAAAAUGGAUGGUUUAAUUUUAUUAAUGGUUGAACAAGAUUCAUUAAAUCAUCAACAUGAUCUAUCAUCAUCAUCAAUUUUAAAUCAACCAGUAACACAAAUUACAACUAAUUCAGAAUUUGUAUCAAUCGUAUUACGUAAUGGUCGUGUUGAAUUAUUAUUGAAUUUAGUUACUUCAAGAAAAACGAAAGAUCAAUCUUGGAAUAUAAAUAAUAAUGAAAAUGAUAAUCCAAUAUUUAAUCGUCUUAUGCCUAUUCAAGCAAGGCAUAAAGUAAACGAUGGUGAAUGGCAUAUGAUACAAGCUAUGGGGAAUAAACAACGAGCAACCUUAUUCGUUGACAAUCACAUGGUUUCUGGUGAAUUCACAGGUAUUUCAGAUUAUGAUACUCCCCCGGUGAGAGAUGUCUAUCUCGGUGGGACAUUAUUUAAUAUUAUAGGAUUAUCAAGUGAUUAUCAACAAAAUUUCACUGGUUGUAUUGCUGAUAUGCUUAUUCAAGAGAAAAUUAUACCAAUCUUAUCAGAAGCAACAGAAAUACACGGUCCUAUUGAAAGAUGUAAAACACCAUGAAAUAAAUAAAUAAUAUAAACAAGCCUAUUCUAUUGGAUGAGUUGAAUAGGAAAAAUUAUUAAAACUAAGAUAAUUAAUUAUUUAUUUGUAAAUGAAAAUGAACCUACAAAAACUAGAA
Schistosoma mattheei is the source of this 4192-nucleotide messenger RNA. NCBI's taxonomy places the organism in Eukaryota, Metazoa, Platyhelminthes, Trematoda, Strigeidida, Schistosomatidae. The record is from the annotation of a GenBank genome assembly.